Molecule: messenger RNA, 2484 nt
Organism: Coffea eugenioides
Lineage: Eukaryota; Viridiplantae; Streptophyta; Magnoliopsida; Gentianales; Rubiaceae
Product: putative late blight resistance protein homolog R1B-12
Exons: 3
Coding region: 1-2484 (827 amino acids)
Biological process (GO): defense response to other organism
Molecular function (GO): ADP binding
Source: RefSeq, a predicted model, not a curated record
AUGGCCUCCACUAGUAUCACUUGUAUUUCUUCCAUAUUGGAUGAUCUGCAAGCGCUGGAGAACGAUUGUCCAGAAUUUCCAAAUGGGCAGCAGAAGUACCUGAAACGCAUGCUAAGAUAUCUGAGAACAUUUCUUCUGUGUGCGAGAAAAUACAGCAACGAUGAUGUGCAAUUACCAUUUAACAACAAAAAGAACCAGACAGAUAAUCAUUAUGCAAGCAUAGAAGCUCUGGCAGUUCGGAUUGGAGAUGCCAUUCCCAAGUGGGCAAAGGAGAUCCAAUCUUCUGAUCAGCCUAGGGAUACGCAGUCCAGUAAUUCGCUCGUUCGAAAAGAUGACCUCGUGGAAUUCAUGGAUUCUCUUCUGGAGAAUCUAGUGAAUUAUUGGUCAUGGAUUCGGCCGGCACAUGAAGUUGGACUAAUUAAAGCCCUUGAAGAGAAGCUGGCGUUCAUGAAAUACUUCAUCCGUUUUGUCAAACUGUAUGGUGUUCAAAACACAGAAUUGGGACCUUUGUUGGUUCACACUGAAGCUGUGGCUAUCAAUGCAGCACGCCUCUCUUAUAAGUGCCAGUUUAAGAAGGGUUUCGGACCGCCCAAGAAUGUCGUGGAAAGCAUUUCGGAACUGCUGCAGAAGAUUAUUCCUGUUGAACCUCAAGUCCUCGACACUUGUAUCCAGGCCCUGGCUGCUUCAAAGUUAUCAAGACAAUCACAUGGAGACACAGAUGAGCAUCUGUUGAGAGACUUCUUCCAUUCCCUCUUGUGUAAUCUUUGGGAGAAACUAAAGCAUGGUACUUGUCCUGUGAUUUUGCGUCAGCUGCAAAUGUUUUACGAGGGGUUAAAUUCCUUGAGAACCAUUUUGAAGGAGAAGCCAAAGGAGUUCGAUGAGAAAGUAAGAGAUCCUACUCGAGUCGUGAAAUGUUAUGGAGGAGAUUUUAUUUCCCCACUCUCUCUGAAUGCAAUCAAAGACGCCAUACAAGCCAAGGAUAUGGAUAUUGUGUGUUCUGAGUUAUUGGAAAUAAUUAAGCUCAUCGAUGCAGUAAUCACAGAGAAGUGUCCAGAAUCAUCAUCAUUCAAUUUUCCUAAGACCAAUGGACUGGGCUUUGUUGAUUCCCUUCUGGAAAAGAUGAUGGAUGUGACAAGUUCUGAGGCUGGCUCGAUUGCUUUGAUCGAUCAUCCAAUUCAAAAAGUCCAGGAAGAACUUGUUUGUUUACGCUCUUUGCUGAGGAAAAUUGUGAAGCUGCACAAUGAAGACGAGGACGUCCAGGCAAUUUGGAAUCGUAUUGUUGGGGUGGCAUAUAGGAUAGAGUUUCUUAUUGACUCCUUAAUAACUGGAAAUAUCUUUGAUUCUUCUUCAAUGUCCAUUCAUUCCAUUUUAGAAGAAAUGAACAUCAUUAAAGCUGCAGCCUUGAAGAUUUGUGGUAGCGAAAGACUUGGUGGAGAAGUAAAGGAACUAACGAAGAGAUUCAAUCACAUGCCACAACAAGGAAGUAAGCCAAUAGUCAAUGAUGUGGUGGUGGGAUUCGAGGAUGAGACGGCAUCGAUAAUCAAUGGACUCAGAAAUGGAUCAUGCCAAGUGAAAAUUGUUUCCAUUGUGGGCAUGCUUCCUGAGGAUGUUUUUAAGAUGGGUGAAGAAGAUCUGGCUCUUCAAGUCAAAAGACGUUUGCUGAAAAACAGAUAUCUCAUUGUUUUGGAUGAUGUAUGGGACAUUGAUGCAUGGAACGGAUUGGAAGCCUCAUUCCCUGAUGAUGGAAAUGGAAGUAGAGCUAUCUUGACAAGUCGGCUCCGUGGUGUUGCUCCGCAAGACAAACUCGACCAAGAACCACAUUCUCUUCGUCAACUCACUCCUAAUGAGAGCUGGGAUUUGCUAAAAGGGAAGUUAUAUCCUGGACAAGAUUUGGCUCCUCCAGAACUAUGUGAAAUUCGACAGCAAGUAGUGGAAAUGUGUCAAGGACUACCUCUUACGGUUGUUAUUCUUGCCGGAAUUCUCUCAAGGAUGGACCCAAAUGGUUGGAAAGAAGCUGUGGAAGGUUUAAGUUCAAGGAAUGUUUCUAGUACGGAACAGUGUACCGCUACACUAGAGCUGAGUUUCAAACAUUUACCUGAUACUUUGAUGGCGUGUUUUCUUUAUUUUGGAGCCUUUCCAGAAGACCAUGAGCACAAUACCAAGAGGUUGAUUUCUCUAUGGGUCGCUGAAGGAUUUGUUCAAAAAACUCAGCUCAAGAGAACAGAGGAUGUGGCAAAUGAUUACCUGAUGGAACUUAUUAGUAGAAGCUUAGUCAUAGUUUCGAAACCAAGAUCCAUUGAUGGGGUCAAAGCUUGCCGCAUUCACGAUUUGUUAUAUGAGUUUUGUGUGACAAAAGCCAAAGAAGAAAAGCUUUUGCAGCUGGUACGUAGGUAUGAUGACUUAACUGCUUUCACCAUGCCAUGCUACCUACGCCGCUUAUGCGUUGAUUCUAAGGUCGAGCACUUAGACAAUGUUGGGCUCUGA